Messenger RNA from Thamnophis elegans (Western terrestrial garter snake), 4699 nucleotides. Its product is annotated as ribonuclease Y-like. Bases 684 to 1529 code for a protein of 281 amino acids. The transcript is spliced from 5 exons. Lineage: Eukaryota; Metazoa; Chordata; Lepidosauria; Squamata; Natricidae. The record is from RefSeq and is a predicted model, not a curated record.
UUGAUGUUUCUUGCAGACAGCUGGUCAUUUGCAUUCUGUCACAGAGAGGUUGAGGCCACUUGGAGAUUCGCCUGUGCCCUCAACAUCAUCUGAGUAGUGCAAAUGGGGGUAUAGCUCAGACCGUGGACCAGACUAUGGUCCAUCACUGUCUGAUGGGCAUUGAAGUCUUGAGAGGUUUCCUGAUAAUGCAUCCCUUCCCUUCCACAUGAGCUGAAUUGUUAUGCUAGCAAUGCUGCAGUCAGGGGAGCCCUCCUGAUUUUGGAUGAUUCCUUUUCACUUUCAAAACAUUGUUUGUGUUGUACCGUGGUCUAUUCGUUCGUGGCAUUUUCGCAUAAAUCAUGCUUGUUUGGCCCUUCUUUCCUUUUCUUCCUCCAUAGCGAUCUCUUCUUCUUUCCUUUUUCCUUCCACUCUUUCUUUUCUUCUUACUUUUGAAAGAAAUUUACAAACUAUGGCUCUUAUACUUUUACAUAUACAAAUCUAGGAGUUAAUCUCAUGGAAUGAGAAGAUAGGUAUAGAAGAGACUUUUCAAUCUCCAUCCCCCACUGACCAACAAUAUUUAUAUACUUUCAGUGUGAGAGUUUCCUGACAUCAAAGCAAUUCCCAUUAUUUUAACUAAGAAUACUUUGUUGUUGGCCCAGAUACACAGCUAACAUUCUGAUUUUUUUCCCAGAGAACAGUUGAGGAUGGGCCGCUGCAGCUUAUUGACGUACAGAGACCAGAUGGAAGACAAGACAGAAGCUCAAGACAUAAUGAAGCCUCAAAUGAUUGUUCAGACAAAAACCGAAAAACUGGAAGGAGAUCUGAAGAGAGUGAGGGACCAGAGUUAUGUAAAAAUUAGUUCAGAGGAAUCUGGGCAGCUGGAGAAACUGAGGCGAGAAACUGAGAGACUCAGCUGCAAGGCUCAGAAAGAAGCUGUAGAGAAAGAGCUCCUACGAGAGAAUAAUGACCUUAAAGAAGAACUUUAUAGAAAGAUAGCAGUGAUGUCGAAACUGACAGUAGAAAAUGAAGAGAUUCUGAUGGUCAUAAACAUUGAACUUACUGAUGAGAAAGAGGAGCUCUCCAGAGAUUAUGACGAAAUACUGUGCAGAGAAGAACAGCUGAGGAUGGGCCGCUGCACCUUAUUGAUAUACAGAGACCAAAUGGAACACAAGACAGAAGCUCAAAACAAAAUGAAGCCUCAAAUGGUGGAAUAUCAAUUGAACCAGAAAUGGCUUAAAGCUUCAGUAGACAAAAUAAAAAAAUCAAAGGAACCUGGGCCAGAUAUACUGAGGUGGCUGCAGAAAUCUUUCAAACUCCUAAAAGAGGAUUCCUCUGAACGGUCAAAACACAUCCUGCCAGAAUGGCUUAAAGCAUCUGCCACCAACCUCCCGGAGGAAUGUGCUGAGGCAUCCAGGGUGGACAUGAAUGGUUGGCUAGAAGCAUCGAUAAAUCAUCUCCAGGAAAAAAGGCCAGAAACGUGUGAGUUAGAUGUGGAGGGAUGGCUUGAAGCAUCUAUUAUAGGCAUUCAACAUCUACAAAAGUUCAAGUAAGAGUCUCGAAGACGGGAAAAAAAAGGGAUUGCUUGAAACAUCAAUAGAAAACUUCAAGAAGCAAUGUCCUGAAGAAUCUGUGGUGAAUAUUAGAAUGACUUUGAGGAUCCUUGAAAAACAUGCAAGAGGAAGGUCCUGAUAUAUCUAAACAAUUUGGGUGCUUGGCAAUUGGCAUGUAUUUAUAGCGGUUGCAGUUCCACAGGUCAUAUGAUCUCUAUUUGCAACUUACUCUUCCAGCUUCUAACAAGCAAAGUCAAUGGGGGAAGCCAUAUUUGCUUGUUAACAACAUUGUUGUCACUUAAGAACCAUGGCAAGAGAAAUUUUCUGACAGUGAGAGCUAUCAAUGAGUGGAACAGCUUGCCUUCCGAAGUUUUGGAAGCUUUAUCAUGGGAAGCUUUCAAGAAGGUACUCAACUGCCAUCUGUCAGAAAUGGUGUAAGGUCUCCUGCUUUUGGGGGGGGGGGCGGUCCCUUCCCACUGUUAAUCUCUCUGAAAAUCCCCUAGCAUUUUUGGAUUUGGCUUGGUCUAGGAUGGUCACAGUUACCCAAUUGAAACUAUAGUUGAGACUGUGUAUGUGUUGUAAGAUUAAGGGGGUUUUGUGUGUAUGUGUCUUCUGACUGCCAGUUGGUGUUAAUGGAUGCAGUCUGCCUCUCUGUCCUGCAUAGCACCUCUUAUUCCGCAUGUCGUAGAUGGCCUCUGGUUUGUCUUCUUAAGCAACUUAGUUGGUUUGGGUUUUAUGGUGAUGCACCAUAAACAAUCUCAAUGAGCAACUGGAACAAAUCCAAAAAUGUUGACACUGUCAUGACUCCAUCUCUAAGCCAAAAAAAAAAAGGAAAACAAAAUUCCAAAUCAAACUACUCAAGCUAAACUCCAGAAACAAAGAGACAAAUGAGCCCAAAUGAGUAGUCAACACAUCCAGUUGACCAUUCUCUACUGGAAAGCACAAUAUGCCAGAAAGGCCUGAACUAUAACAUAUACAAUGCUAAUCAGUCAGAGUUCUUUGCCGUUUUAGAAUCAGUAUUUAAAACCACAGAACUUCUUGCCCUGGAGAUCCAAGCAAACAAAACCCAGGCAAUCAUACCAGAGACCAAAAGAACCAAGAAUCGGAACUCAUUCAAAGUAGAUGACAGAGCAGCCAAAAACAUAAAGGAGGACCAAACUAUUCCCCUCCUCCCAAUGAACUAAGGCCGAACCAUAGGUAUUGUACACAAAACACAAUCCACAUAAAAACCCAAACUAUUACCAGCACCACUCUUGAGACUGCUUCUCCUUUUCCCUUUCUCCUUUUCUUUGGGAUCUUUUUUAUUUGGUUUCAGUUCAUUCUUCCCGGCAACUGUCUUUGUCUCUGCUUCCUGGCUGUUGUUGCUUCUCUUACCAUUAAGACUUUUUAUUCCUAAUAGUCAUAUCAUGAUGUCAUGUCCUACACUCUGACACAAUAGCAGUGUUGAUUUUUUAGAUAUAAUUUUCUUUCAGGUAUUUGAAAAGUAUUAUUACGUCUCUCUCCACUGUCCCUUCCAACAGCCACAUUGUGCAGGAAAUCUCCCUGGAGGAUAUAACUCAGGUCACGUCACGUGUAAGGAAGGGCUGUCUGAAUGCAACGAGUUCCCAAGACUUCCCUUAAUUCAUCAUCUUCUGUUACACUCAAAUUGCUACAAUCCAAGAGAUUGAUUCCCCUUCCCAGUCAGCUGACAUAGACGGGAUGCAAAUUCCUCAUUUAUUGGGAUCAGCUUGAUUUUGUUGUUGGGCAGUAGUGACACCUCUUUAUUUAAGAGAGUGAUGUGGACACCCAUCUUAUACACAACAUCCCUGAUGGGGAUGGGUCACUGCAUAACAAUAAAAUAUAAAAACCAACAGAAUGAUAGUAACCACAAACUGUACAUCGUACGAAGCCAUUCUUCUCCCAUGCCUUCUGAACUGUAGUCUCAACCUACCCUUGGGGAAAGAACCAGCUGCUUGCACUGUCCUCAUCACCCAGAAGGGGAUGGAGGAAGGGUGCUGGUUCUCAUAGAUAAUCCUCUUUCACAGGGCAGGGCAGCUUUGUGCUAACUGGGUCUCACUGGGUGAGAACACUUAAGCGAGUGGGCCUGGAGGGACCCACCCUAUCUAUCAUGUACCCCCAGAGAGAGGCAUGUAUCCUGGCUCUGUGCUAUUCAUGGCUUGAAAAAGGAUAACCAGCACUUUAUAUUGCGCCUGAGGAAAAAAUCGCAGCAAGACUAGCUGUAAAGCCCGUUGCAUGACUCCAACUGUGAAAGGACCAAUUGUGACAGACUGUGAGCAUUCCUCUCAGUCCAAAAACGGCUGCAGGAGAUAGCUCUGUGCAAAGGCAGUUACCAGCCGCUUCUCGAGCAAUAGUUGUGAAUCCAGAGAAAACCCAAAUUGCACAGCGGCUGUUUCUCGGGGAGCGCUUACCCCACUGAGAGUCAGGGUUGAGGUGGGUGGACCCCGUUCUUCCCUAGGCUGAAAUUCAAAGCCUCCAAGCACUGUGUAAGCAUAUGAAUAGCAUGGUAUGAGUGUCCAGGGUUUGUUGCUGCUCCUUUAUAAUAGCAACAGUAGAUGAAACCAUUAGGUUAGGACAUUUGCCAGGAGGGGGUAUAGUACAGUAUUAUGUGGCCCUUUGCGAGCUUUUUUCUUUCAGCUUAACCUAGAAUGAAAGGAAUGGGAAGCUUUCUUUCCUGGUAGCCCAAAACUAGCUGUCUUUGUUGUAGAAUCAGCAAGCCAGCCCAGAACUCUGGUUUCUAGAAAAUGUCUUGGGAGGAAGGCUGCUCCUGGCAUGGAGACGAUGUGCUCCAUUUCACAUGGGGAUACAGUUGAUUUCUGGUGAAAGCCUGGUUUGCAAGUGAUCCUAGUCUCUUGGCACAGUAAAUAGUAAAUUGGUUUAGGUAUCUCCUUUGUUUGCUUGUAAAUGUCCUUUGUUAUUGAACGUAAAUAGAUCUGAUAUGAUAAUAUGCUUAUGUGUCUCUCUGUGUGUUUUUCGCCAAGGAUCAGGCAAUGGCCCAAGAGCUGAAUAAGUGGCUCUUUGGGAAUCCAAACACAAUGAACACACCAGUUAAUGAGGAGAUUUCAGGGUUUAUUAAGUACCUGUAGAAGGCAAAUUAAAUAGAAGAAACAAUCAGGUCUUAGAAGACAUUUCCCUUCUCAUCCAAGAAGCUUCUUCAGCUCUGAUUGGAUGGU